Staurois parvus is the source of this 707-nucleotide messenger RNA. The record is from the annotation of a GenBank genome assembly. Lineage: Eukaryota; Metazoa; Chordata; Amphibia; Anura; Ranidae.
AGGAUGAAUUUAAGUCUCCAAGAAACAAUGGCACCAAUGUCAGAGAUGGAUCAGCACUAUCAAAAGGAACAAUGGAUAGUGGCUUGGGUCUUGAUGAUGAGGGUGUAGGCAACCAUCUACCAGGAACAGUAGAGGCAGCUUCUCCAAGGAGGACACAUGUUUUGAAUAAUGAUUUGUCUCUACUGAACAACAGACAAGCAGACACAAGGGAAAGGCAAACUUCCACAGAUAUCCUGGAGGAGCUUAUGUCUGAAGGAAUAAUCAAGGGUCAGAGCACGGUUGUUAGGAAUGGGGAAGCGUACGAUGUCAUGAUGGAAACACCUGGGAAGCCUCUAAGGAGACCUCCAGCAAAGUUGGAGAAACUGAAAACCAAAAAGAAGAAAAAUAAAAGCCUAACUAAAGAAGAUAUUGAAGCUAAAAUGAAGGCUGCUGAAGAGAGAAGAAAGACAAAGGAAGAGGAACUAAAGAAAAGGUUGCGUGAAAGGCCAGUGACUGCUUUGCCUAGUCAGUCUCAAUUUAGAAGGGUAGGGGCUUUCACUCCUGAUGAUGGACAAGAAGGUGAAGAAACAACUCCUACUGAAACAUUAGAUUCUGCAGCACUGGAAAAUGUAAUGAGUGAACCAACAGAGAGUCUCAGAAUUCCAGCUGAAGAGUCUGAUGAAAUAGGUGCUGUGGAAUCUGACAACACCUAUAACAAACCUAGUGAC